This is a messenger RNA of Neltuma alba, 1180 nucleotides long. Its product is annotated as chromatin remodeling protein SHL. The transcript is spliced from 4 exons. Gene Ontology annotation, molecular function: chromatin binding. The record is from RefSeq and is a predicted model, not a curated record. Lineage: Eukaryota; Viridiplantae; Streptophyta; Magnoliopsida; Fabales; Fabaceae. Bases 160 to 651 code for a protein of 163 amino acids.
CCACCAAACCAACGGUGAUCACUACCUCGACUUCUUUCCAAGCUGUGUUCCGCGAUUCACCCAAACCGUAUAAUUACCAAAUUAAAAUUAUUGUUUGUUUCGUAUUUUCUGUGUUCUGCUGUUCUGCGACGUCGAUCUCUGCUCUCUGCUUGCUCUCCCAUGGCCAGGCCAAAAGCUCAAAGAAGAACCCUUGAUUCUUACACAGUCAAACCCAUAAACAAAGCCAUUACGGCCGGCGACUGCGUGCUCAUGCGGCCGUCCGACCCGUCAAAUCCGUCCUAUGUGGCUAGGAUUGAGCGGAUCGAAGCUGACUCGCGUGGCGCCAACGUGAAGGUCCACGUCCGGUGGUAUUACCGGCCGGAGGAGUCAAUCGGCGGCCGGCGGCAGUUUCACGGUUCUAAGGAGGUUUUCCUUUCUGAUCAUUUUGAUGUUCAGAGUGCCGAUACAAUCGAAGGCAAGUGUACGGUUCACAGUUUCAAGAGCUACACGAAACUUGACGCUGUCGGAAACGAGGAUUUCUUCUGUCGCUUCGAAUACAAUUCCGCCACCGGUGCUUUCAAUCCUGACAGAGUAGCUGUAUACUGCAAAUGUGAGAUGCCCUACAACCCUGAUGACCUAAUGGUCCAGUGUGAGAGUUGCAGUGAUUGGUAAGAUGGACAUAUAAGAUUGUAGUUCAUGUUUUACCUCUUUUCUUCUGGUUUCAUUUGAGGAAACAAGGUAUUUUAAGUCAGUUUGAACCAUACAGGCAUCUGUAUUCUUUGUGUAAGACCCUAGUUCCAAAAACUGUGUCUGUCUGUCUGUCCGUAUGUACGUAUGACUUCAGCACUGAGCAAUCCAUAUAUUUUUAUGCUUCAAUUACUUUGCAUUCACAGUUGCAAGUCUAGUUCCAAAAUCUUGACCCUGUGAAUAAUUAUGAGAUGUGAUUUUUAAACAAGUAUAAAUUGAAUACUAUAAUGAAAAUGGGUGGUGUAUCUUGGUUAUUUUUUGAAGGGAGUCUGUUUUCUUGUUAACCCCAGUUGCAACUCAGUUUUCUUGUAUAAGAGUAUAGAGGAAUAGCCUUAGAUGGCGAAAGGUGAUGAACUCUACUUUCUUGGCUAAUCCAGAUUAUUAAAAUCUUGAUCACUUAUUCAGACUAUGUAAAAAUAACUGAAAUUUAAAUCCUUAGUGCUCUAGAAUUACC